Molecule: messenger RNA, 4978 nt
Organism: Pelmatolapia mariae (spotted tilapia)
Lineage: Eukaryota; Metazoa; Chordata; Actinopteri; Cichliformes; Cichlidae
Product: transmembrane protein 132C
Exons: 10
Coding region: 555-3797 (1080 amino acids)
Source: RefSeq, a predicted model, not a curated record
GGUCCACAACUACAGGCUACAGAGCGGCAACAGGAUCCGCUUCACCACCGCCUUUCUCCCGCGCUCGCUCUCCUCUGUGCACGCGUCUUCGUCGUGCGGAAAGUUGCAGGACUAUUUGUGAAACAACACAAGUCCUGUACGACACUUAGUCCUCUGCGUGAACUACAAAGGCGAUCUGGACCGUUGUAAAUCCACCACUAUGUGAAAUACAACAAGAAGAAAACAGAAUGUCUUACAAAGUGUUUGGAUUUUUUUUUCGAGGAUUGUUUUUUUGCUGACCUCGUUGAUUUAGGGAAAACAUUUAUAUAUAUACAAACUGCAGCCUGAUAAGGAAAAGCCGCUCUAAUUUCAAACCACAUGCCAACAUUGGAUGAGACCGCGGCGCCUGGAUCUUGUGCAAUAAGAGAAAUGGUGGUUUCGGACGGAAUACAACAGUUUUGCUUUAAAUGGAGAACUGCUCAGAGGGGAUAAAUUGUGUGCAAAGUUGUGCUGCUUUCUGCUGAGGGAGCUAUCCAUCCGGCUUCCACCGAAUUACCACGAGUCCGAGGAGAGACAUGGGGCCGCUCCGGUGGUUGGGACUCACCGCGCUUCUCCUGUGCACAGCCGUGGACACCAAGGUGAUCCUGGAGGGUUUGCAGAGGUUUGGCCCCACACCAAUAUAUCUACCUGUCAGCUACCAGAUCCUCAAUGCAGAGUCAGCGUUCUUUUUACAGGAGGCAAACCAGGACUUAAUGAGGAACUCCAGCCUCCAGGCUCGCACGGAGUCCUUUUUCAUCCACCAGGCCCGGCAGAUGCCCUUUGUCAAUGCUAGCUAUGGACCACUGUCUGUCCAGCAGCCUGUCCCCCUGGAGCUGCUACAGACUUCGCCAGGGCCCUUUAGCACACCCUCUUUCACUUCAUCCUCAACAACAUCAGCGUCGGCAUCGCCUCUCUUUACAUUCAACUGGAAGGUGCACACUUACAUUAUCAGCGAGAGGAUUCACCCUAGCUGGCCGAAAGUUCAAGUGCUGUUCUAUAUUGCAGGCAGGGACUGGGAUGAUUACAGCACCAUCCACAAGCUACCCUGUAUCAGGAUGUUUGCCUUUCAUGAGACUCAAGAGGUGCGUGGAACAUGCAAGCUAAAAGGCGAGCUGGGGAUAUGUGUUGCCGAGCUGGAGCCCCUGGCCAGCUGGUUCAGCCCACCUACUGUCAGGCCUGGUAGGCAGAAGGUCUCCGAGGAGGCCCAAGGCACUCCUGUGGAGCUCUACUAUAUGGUUCAAACCACAGAUAACGGAGACUGCACUUCAGAGGAUUCAAGAAAGGGCAGCUCUGUCCUCACAGACCAGCCGAGGCCGUUAGGGUACUUUGCAGGGCAUACCCCUAUGCAGCGCAUUGGAAGUGUCAGACUGUUUCAGCCACUGUCGGAGCUGAAACUAGACAAUAACUUUGUGGUGAUGGCACCCUCCAAACCCAUUCGGCAGCGAGAAACAGUCUCGACUUUUCUGGCUCUAUCUGCUCUUUCUUCAGUACAAAUUUUCACCCUCAGGGUCAAGCUGAAAGAUGGAGUGGCGUUCUUGGGAGCUAGAGCCAGUAACCCAGUUAUGUGGACGGUGAGUCAGGAUGUCAGAAGUGAAGGUCACAGAGUUGUCACCCUGCACUGCCACAGGAAGGAGAAUAGCUUCAGUCAAAGAAUGGAGGCAGUGGGCUACCAGCGAGUGCUACAAGUAGACUUGGAGGUAAAUGGGCUGAUGGUAACUCAGGGGAGCAGGGAGGUGGCAUGGCAGGUCGAGUAUCCGCUCACGCGCACCCUGACCAGUGAAGUGCAGACUCUCAUCCGUCUGGCACCGCAGGACCUGGGUGGCAUCGUGCCACUGGCCAUGGACACUGAAAUUCUUAACACGGCUGUGCUCACUGGGCGUACUGUCGCUGUUCCGGUAAAGGUCGUCACUGUAGGGACGGAUGGUGCGGUCUCUGAUGUUACAGAGUCAGUGGAGUGCAAGUCAACGGAUGAACAGGUUAUCAAGGUGUCAGAGCGCUGUGACUAUGUGUAUGUCAAUGGAAAGGAGACAAGAGGAAAAAACAGAGUGAUGCUUAACUUCACCUAUAGUUUUCUGAAUGCACAACUCGAGAUGAGCGUAUGGAUGCCCCGCCUGCCCUUGCUAAUUGAUGUGGCUGACCCUGAGCUCAGCCAGAUUAAGGGUUGGAGGGUCCCUGUUAGUAUGGGCAAUAGGAGGUACGAGAGGGUCACAGAUGAUAAGGAUGGUGUCGAUCCAGUAGAGGGGAGGACAGAGACUGCUUGUGUUGCCCAGUACCAAAGCACCACUCUGCGCAUCCUCACCCACUUUGUGGCUGACAUCAGUGAAAGUAGAGGAGCCAUGGAGGAAGAUGUACUGGGCCAGCAGACCUUCCUGCUGGGCACCGACUGGCAGGUGGAUGUGACACAGUUGGUGAAGGAGUCUCUGAGGGUGGAGGACCCAAAGGUUGCCCAGCUUCUGGACGACCAAGUCGUAAUCGGGCUGAGCACUGGAAACACCAAACUACAGGUGCUGUCCCCUCUGACAUCAUCAGUCCUGGCUGAGAGGAGCAUCAGAGUGGUGGAUGAUAAAGUGAGCGUGACAGAGCUAGGGGUGCAGUUGGUAUCUGGAUUAACUCUGUCCCUGCAGCUCAGCCCAGGCAGCAACAGGGCUAUUGUUGCCACUGCAACAACACAGGGAGUUAUUGAAUCUCUCAAGCAGGAGUCCCUCAUCAGUGCUUGGCUUCAUUUCAGUGACGGAUCCAUGACUCCUCUAGAUAACUACAACCCUGCCCAUUUUACCCUGGCAGCCACCUCAUUGGAUGAACAGGUUGUGGUGGUGCAGCAAAGUCCAGCAUGGAAGUGGCCUAUCAUUGUUGCCAAAGGAGAAGGUCAAGGUUUGCUUGUACGUGUUGAAAUGAGCCCAUCAGAAAUGUGCCAGAAGGGAAAACGACAUACUGUUUUAGCCACAGGAAUGGCGAGCACACAUGUAAGACUUGGUCAAACAGAGGAACAAUUCAGACAACCAGGUGGCCGACGUACACGUCCUGACCCUCCAUAUUAUGGCGGAUCUAUCUCUGACAUGGAAACUGGGUUAAAUAACCGUGGAGCCACUACCAUCAGGGGCCAUGUUCCAGUGAGGCCAAGUGGGGGCCGUCUUUCAGCAGAAGUUGGAGCAAGGGCUCCAAAUGAAUUCUCUGAAUAUCCCGAUCAGGCCGAGCUGCCUCGGAGCCGCAGCACCGAUGAGGACUUGUUGACCUCCCGACGAGGCCUGACGGACUUGGAGAUCGGUAUGUAUGCCCUGCUGGGAGUUUUCUGUCUGGCCAUCUUGGUUUUUCUCAUUAACUGCAUCUCUUAUGCAUACAAGUACCGUAGCAAGCAGCUCUCCUUGGAGGCUCCAGAGGCAAUGCCUCAUGCACAUGACUGGGUUUGGCUUGGCCAAGAGGAGGGGCUAUGUCUCCAACAACAGCAGCAGGACGAACUGGGCGGUACCCUAGAAGAAGGUAGUCAGCUAUUAAAUGGAGGCCUCCAGCGAGGUAAUACUGGUGGAGCAGGAUGUAGCUCAAGUGGGAGGGAUCACAGGAAUGAGUCACUUAACUCACCCACCACCAAGAGAAAGCGGGUGAAGUUCACCACUUUUUCAAGUGUCAAGUCCAGUAAUGGGUGUCCUGCCCUCAGCCCCUUAGCACUAGUGCAGACCAGUGAGAUAAAAUGGGUAUGUCCAGACAUCGAGCUCGGAGACUCAAAGGAUCUUAGGAACUACAUGGAAAAGCUUAAUGAGAACGCAAUUAAGAACAUUGCAUAGGGGGUACUGGGUGUUUUCAUUGAACUAAAGAGAAACUCACCUGAAUGCCUUCAGACUAACAAGGGAAGGAGGAUUACAAAGGAAAAGAAGGAGAGGUGAAGAAGAGACUGAAGCCGCUGUUAAACUGUACACCUUACCAUAGCAAGAGGAUAGUGCAUUCAGCCUCUGUUUUUUUUCAUGAAAGUACUCAGAAAAGGUCAAGCUAUGGACUACAAAAAGAUACCACAACACCACAGCAUCAAGAGGAAAAUGUGAAAUUAGUAUUGUUGCUUAAAUUAAAUGUAUGUUCUUUGUUUCUAGUUUUCUUUCCUACGCACCAUCUACACCGCUUUGUUUUGUGUUUUGUUUUUUCAAAUCGCCAUGUUUUAAUAUCACGUUUGUUGUAAUUUUUGCGACUUUCUGUUAUUUUUCUAGAGGCUUCUUUCCCUGUCAGAAGUUAUUGAAUCUAGGAGAGUAAGGUUAAAAGAAAUUUUGUAUUGUAAAUAAAAGCAGAGUUUAAUUUGGAGGGACUGUAUGUAUAGCAACAUUUUUUAAAGUGAUGUAUGGUUUUGUUUUGCUUUUGUUUCUUUUCAGUUAGUUUUGUCUCCAGAAAGCAGAUCCAUGCAUGAUGUUAUUUAAAAGGAGGCAUGUGAGUCUGAUCUGGUAUGCAAACUGAAAAUUUGUAGAUAACUAAUACCAGUACCCCUGGAGACAUGUCAUUCACUGUGGGUGAGUUUAGCUUUGGAUUCAAUAUGUUGAUGUUGGUUUAAGAGAUUUAUUGGGCCCUACAUUUUCCCUCCUUAUAUUGGUUUAUGUAACCUCCUGUCGCAUAGUUCACAUAAAACUGACUUUUUAGGAUUCAAAAGGACAAAUUUUGAUUAAAUCAGAAUAGUCAAUAUAAAUAUACUGGCACAACCAAAAGUAUCAAAGACAAUCACAUUUAAAAAAAAAAAAAAAAAAUUCUUCAUUAUAAUUUUCCCAUAAAACUUGUCCAGGUUUCAAGUUGUGUGGCCCAAAUUAGGUGGAUGUCAGAAAACACAUUUACAGUGAUUUUUCAAAUUGCUGUAUGACAUUUUGAAUCCCUGUAAACUGUAGAAGAAAGCCCAAAUCUGACCCGUUCGCUUUUUGUCAUAAGCAGUAUUAGUCAAGUCCAACAUUUUCUACUGUAUGUCUGUUUUAAAAUUGGCUGCUGGACUAAUUAA